GUGCCCCACUGCGUGCUCCAAGCCAGGCCCGCAGUCCCCGGGGUUCGGCUGCCCGCAGCCCGCCCGGGGCCGCCUCGGUGCCCGGGGAGCCCGGCCCCGCCUGCCGGGCAGCCUGGCAACCCGCGGCAGCAGCCCGGCCCGAGGCCCGCAGCGGCGGCCAUGAGGGCGGCGGCCGCGGAGCCGGGCGGGCACGCCCGCGGCGAGCAGCCCCGGCAGAAAUGUGUAUAUGUUGAGCCACCUAGGAGAGUUAAAGAAAUACUGGAGGAGCACUUUCAUUUACAGAAAGAAGAAUGCAACGUUAAUCAUCCAGCUGCAGCUCUGGAAGAAGUUUGGAAAGUGAAGAACAAUUUCUCCAUUAGAAGCCCGAAACCAGUGUCACAGAACAGCAGUGACUUACUUUUACAGCCUCAAUUCUACUCAAGACAUGCAAGAAUGAAAAAUUGCUGAAUGUCAAGGCUGUGAAGACCUGAGCCUGCUUUGAUGUGUCAAAUCAAACAUCAGCAGUACUAGCUACCUUUGGAAAUGUAGAUGUUUACUUAUAGGAUUUUGAAUAAAGUUCUAAUUGAAUAUGGAA
This is a messenger RNA of Taeniopygia guttata (zebra finch), 574 nucleotides long. The record is from RefSeq and is a predicted model, not a curated record. NCBI's taxonomy places the organism in Eukaryota, Metazoa, Chordata, Aves, Passeriformes, Estrildidae.